This is a messenger RNA of Eufriesea mexicana, 2231 nucleotides long. RefSeq names its product glucosylceramidase. Gene Ontology annotation, molecular function: glucosylceramidase activity. Lineage: Eukaryota; Metazoa; Arthropoda; Insecta; Hymenoptera; Apidae. The transcript has 9 exons. The record is from RefSeq and is a predicted model, not a curated record. Gene Ontology annotation, biological process: glucosylceramide catabolic process. Bases 566 to 2107 code for a protein of 513 amino acids.
UUUUACUCGAAAUACCUCAUUGCGCGCAACUUCAUCCGAGAAGCUCGUUCGAAUACCGGUAAUUUUGUCGGCCGUUCGAGUGAAAUGUAAAUUUUAUGCCGCUAUUAAAGUCGACCCUGUCGUCCGUCGCGGCCAGCCUUUCCAUCGUUCAUUCCACGCGCUGCCUUUACGAACCAUCUUUGCCCCCAAAACUGCCCCUUUUCACCCCAAACCUCUCACGAUUACAUAAUACACGCAGCGAUUUAUUUUUCUCUUUACGAUACCUCUGCUACUCGGGUUCCUCGCAUCCGCGCCAUUUUGUGUACUGCUAGCGUAGCACGCGGACCUCGAACAACCGUGCAACAUUGUUCCGAGGGAAUUCCCUAACCUAAAAAUUAUCAUUUAAUUCAAAUUUGCGUGCACGUGAAGCGUAACCACCCUAACGUGAAGUGAAAGCGGAGAAAUUUCGACUUUCUAUUUGAAGAAGCUCGCUCUGUCCGACGCCACUGUACACUCGCAUUUAAGGGAAACUGUGAUUGGACUGCAACUUUGAGUGACUAUUUCAUCCACGAACAGAGACAUAACAAUGUGGUUUACGUGGAGGGCUGUGCUUCUGCUCGUAACAUUAAUCUACAUCACAAGAGAAGGUGAUGCAAAUGAGUGCGCGCCUCGCAGUUUCGGCGAAAAUAGGAUCGUAUGUGUUUGCAACGCGACUUACUGCGAUGACACGCCAGAUAACGACCCAAAAGUUCUCGCGAACGGAACCGUUUACUGGUACGUGUCUAGCGAGGAAGGACUCAGGAUGCAAAUGUCAUCGGCACAUAUCGGUUCCUGUUCAGACUCGAACUCCGUGGUUCUCAACAUAAAUACCGCGGAGAAAUAUCAGACGAUCCUCGGGUAUGGCGCUGCUUUCACGGACUCGGCAGGAAUACAUAUUAGCAGUCUGAGUCAGCCUGUCCAGGAACAACUACUUCGGUCAUAUUUCGAUUGGACCGGAAGCAGGUACUCGUUAGCCCGGAUCCCAAUCGGUGGAACUGAUUUUUCCACGAGACCUUACACCUACGAUGACGGAAAUGCCGACCCGACGUUGCAGAACUUCAGGCUUGCUCAGGAAGAUUACAAGUAUAAAAUACCAUAUGUGAAAAAGGCUGUCAAACUAAACCCCAAUGUGAAAAUAUUCAGUGCCGUGUGGUCACCGCCAGCUUGGAUGAAAACGAACGACCGUAUCAAUGGAUCAGGCUUCCUGAAGACUGAAUAUUAUCAAGUUUAUGCCGACUACAUAGUGAAAUUCCUCGAAGAGUAUAAAAAGAACGAUCUUGACGUCUGGGCAGUUUCAACAGGCAACGAACCCAUGGAUGCGUUUGCGCCUGGUAAUCGCCUCAACUGUCUGGGAUGGAUACCGGAAACCCAGAGGGAAUGGAUCGCUAAUAAUUUGGGCCCAACUUUAGAGAAUUCUAAUCACAAUAAAACACUAAUCCUUUAUUUGGAUGAUCAGAGAUUGUUCAUACCUUGGGAAGUAAAUAAAGUCUUCAUGAAUAAAAAGGCCAAGGAUUACGUCAGUGGCAUAGCUGUACAUUGGUACACAGAUUUUAUUGUUCCUCCAACUCAGUUAGAUAAAACACACGAUCUCCAUCCAGAAAAAUUUAUUCUCAUGACUGAAGCAUGUACAGGAAGCGAAUUUUUCGAGGAGCGAAAAGUUAUUUUAGGAUUAUGGGAGAGAGGAGUGAUUUAUAUUUUAAGUAUAAUACAGUACAUGAAUCAUUGGGGUGUCGGUUGGGUAGAUUGGAACAUUGUUCUGGACCAAUCAGGUGGACCAAAUUGGAUUAAAAAUUACGUCGAUGCUGCCAUCAUUGUAAAUGCAGAAAAGGAUGAAUUUUAUAAACAACCGAUGUAUUAUGCUAUCAAGCACUUCAGUAGAUUCGUCGCGCGAGGCUCCGUUAGAGUUUCUAUUUCCGAAGCUCUCAAUAUUGAAGCCACAGCCUUUGUCACACCCGCAGACGAAGUCGUUGUUGUUGCUUAUAACAAGAACCCUCUGGCGACAGACGUUGUUCUAAACGAUCCAAACAAAGGACCUAUUUGCUUGGAAUUACCUGCGCAUUCCAUGAAUACUGUGAUUUAUGCGAAAUAAUGUUUGAAAUUCGCGUAAAAAAUACUAAAAUGUGUAUUGAAAACAGAAUGUAUCGCUCUAUAUGAAUUGUGCAUGUAGUAUAUAUAUAUUAUAACGCAGAUAAAACCUGUCAGUGACUGCUCCA